Molecule: messenger RNA, 7414 nt
Organism: Labrus mixtus (cuckoo wrasse)
Lineage: Eukaryota; Metazoa; Chordata; Actinopteri; Labriformes; Labridae
Product: protocadherin-15-like
Exons: 38
Coding region: 415-6951 (2178 amino acids)
Biological process (GO): homophilic cell-cell adhesion; sensory perception of sound; inner ear development
Cellular component (GO): stereocilium; plasma membrane
Molecular function (GO): calcium ion binding
Source: RefSeq, a predicted model, not a curated record
CAUUAAUGUAUUAAUACAAUGAUUUGACAAAAUGUACAAAUGUAAUUCCGAAAUGUACGAUGCGGCAAAAAGCAAAUCCAUGGAGCAGAGGAACUCAGGCGUUUGUGGGUCAGUUUCUGUUUGCAUAGUGAGGCUGUGAGGUCCAAGAGGAAAUUUAGUCGAUUAGAUGGGACAUGAUCUGCAAAAGAGAUAAUGCACACACACACACACACACACACACACACACAGCAUUAGAUAACUGUGUGUGCAUUGUGUUAAAGGUGACUGACACAUGGUUUCAUAUGGCUAAUACUUUCUGUCUUUUUUUCUUUUAUAGGUCUUUGUGUGUGUGUGUGUGAAUUCAACUAAAGGGCGAGAUGUGGUGUGAUCGCAGGAACUCAAACCAGGUGGGCAGGCAAUAAGGCUUGACAGAAGAUGCAACGGGGGUGGUGGCUCGUCAGAUGGCUGGGGACAGGAAUGGCAAUCCUCUCUUUGCUAACCCACAGCUGGGGCCAGGACACAGAAGACUGGCAGUAUGAGGAGUGUAAGCUGUCUCGGCCAGGCCCCCCUGCAACCAUCGUGACCAUCGAUGAGGAGAGCCCCAACGGCACAGUUUUGGUCGAAAACAUGCAGAUAAAUGGCCAUGCCCAAGACCCAGGAAGAACCAUCUCACUGACGUUACUGGACAACUACGACUACUGGGUGAUACUGGAACCAUCUCGACAGAGGCUCUACCUCAACAGCACCGGACGUGUUCUGGACAGAGAUCCCCCACACUUAAUCACCACCAUCGUUGUCCUGGUCCAGUGCACCAACGAGCUGGUUGGUACAGUCAUUUUUCACGAGGUCCGGAUUGUUGUGAGGGACAGGAACGACAACACCCCUCGCUUUCAGCAGCCACGCUACUAUGUCGCAGUAAAUGAGCUCACACCAGUUGGAACGACCAUUUUCACCGGCUUCUCAGGAAAUAAUGGCGCCACGGACAUUGACGACGGACCCAAUGGACAUAUUGAAUACGGCAUCCUUUACAACCCCAAUGACCCGGAUUCUAACAGAACAGUGGCUGUCGCAAACACCUUGUCAGGACACAUUAUUCUGGCAGAGAGGCUUAACUAUGAGGAGAGAACUCGCUACCUGGUUUUGGUCCAAGCCAAUGACCGCGCCCCGUACCCUCCCAACAGACGCACGGCUACCACGACUCUGACCGUGGAUGUUCUUGACGGAGACAACUUGGGACCCAUGUUCCUGCCUUGUGUUCUUGUGAACAACACCCGGGACUGCAACCCCAUCACCUACCGAGUCACCAUCCCUGAAUUCACUGAACCGAGCAAACUAAACCCACUGAAUGUGAUCCCGCCGAUCCGCGCAGUGGACAUGGACAAAAACAUACAACCCCCAUCAAACAGACCAGGCAUCCUUUACUACAUCCUGCUUGGUCAUCCAGCUGCCCAUGCCCAGUAUUUCUCCCUGAACAGAAGCACUGCAGAGCUGCGUGUUCUGCAACCAAUCAGCAGGGACCUUUAUCAAAGGUUCACACUCAUCAUCAAGGCUGAACAGGACAACGGUCAUCCACUCCCUGCCUUCGCUGACCUCAUUAUCGAAAUCCUGGAUGAGAACAACCAGGCGCCAUAUUUCCAGUUUGCCACCUAUCAGGGCUAUGUGAGCGAGUCCUCCCCCGUCGGCACGACUAUCUCAGCCAGUGCUAACCUCACUGCUCCCCUGGGAAUCAUCGCUCUGGAUAACGACAUCGAGGAGACGAAAGACCCCAUGGUGAAGGUUACCAUGGAUGAAUACACCACGAUCUUUGGCCUGACCCCGACUGGGAUAAUCCGCUACUUGAGGCUCCUCAAACCCGUGGACCGGGAGCAGCAGAUGGUCUAUACGUUCACGAUGGUUGCAUCAGACGGCGUCCAGCAGAGCAGCCCGGUUACUGUAAACAUCCUGGUCAUUGAUGCCAAUGACAACACGCCCACGUUUGCCGAGGUAUCCUACAGCGUCGAAGUCUUCACAGACAUGCAGCCAGGCGAGACGGUGCUACAGUUGACAGCAGCAGAUGCUGACGAGGGCCUGAACGGUCUGGUGACUUAUGAGAUACUGGCCGGUGCUCAGGGAGACUUCAUCAUUAGCAACCGCACCGGACGCAUUACCGUGGCACCUGGUGUCACUUUAAUGGUGGGACGAUCUUAUGCAUUGACUGUCAAGGCCUCUGACAACGCACCGGAGACCCAGAGAAGGAGCUCCAUCACUACAGUAUACAUCGAGGUUUUGCCUCCCAACAACCAGAGCCCCCCACGCUUCCCACUUCUCACCUACAAUCUGGAAAUCAGCGAGGCCAUGAGGAUAGGAGCAAUUCUGCUCAAUCUACAGGCCACAGACAGAGAAAAUGACCCGAUCACGUACCGCAUUGUGAGCGGCGAUUCCCAGGGGGUCUUCAACCUCUCUCAAACGAUUGGCCUGCUCCUCCUGGGAGAGCCGCUGGACAGAGAGACCACAGAUCAGUACCGUCUGAUUGUCACAGCCUCCGACGGCAACCCUGGAGGGACUUCAACGACUACUGUGAACAUAGUUGUCACUGAUGUCAACGAUAAUGACCCUGAUUUUGACCUCACCAUGUCGACAAAUUUUACUGCCCGAGAAGAAGAGGCCGAUCUGUUUGUGGGACAAGUCAUGGCCACAGAUCCAGAUGCAGGAGCUAAUGGACAGGUGCGCUACCGGAUUGUGAAUCAUCCUGACCUGUUUACAAUCAGUGCUAAUGGCAGUAUCUACACAAGAGUGCCACUCGACCGUGAGCUCAGGAGCCAGUAUGAUCUAGUAGUGGAGGCUUCAGAUGGAGCUGUGGAUCCCAGACGGACCACUUUGUCGGUAUCCAUCCAGGUCAUGGAUAUUGAUGACAACAGUCCGGUCUUCUCCCAGCAAACAUAUGUUGUGAAUGUACCCGAGAACAGCCCUGUGGGAACACCGGUCCUGAAGCUGAGCGCAGAAGACUCAGACCUUUUCUCCAACGUCACGUAUCGGAUCAAAACUGAAUCUGCCAGACAGCUGUUCUCUCUGGACCCUGUCACGGGGGAGUUAGCUGUGCUGCAGACCCUGGACUUUGAGGACCUAGCAGCUAUGGGCAUGGGGGCCUCGUACACUUUCCAGGUGGAGGCUGUUGACCAGGGAGGCGUCAUGCCCCCGGGGCAAGCUACCGUCACGGUCCGGAUCACGGACAUGAACGACUUCUCCCCCAUCUUUCGCCAAGACCUGUAUAAGGGCAUGGUGGCCCCAAAUGCAGAGAAAGGAACCGUCAUCACUACUGUGUCUGCUACAGACCAAGAUCCACCAGGAACCCCGGCCAGUUUUGUCCGCUACAGAGUGGACCACGACAGGUCGCCGUACAGCGGGAGCAUCUUUGAUGUGGAGGAGGAAACUGGAAGAGUCGUCACCAAGGUCAACCUUAAUGAAGAGCCAAGCGUCACCUUUAAGUUGUUUGUGAUCGCCUAUGACGACGGCGAGCCGGUGAAGACUAACAGCACUUUGGUGGAAAUCACGGUCCUCCAGCCCUCUCGCAUCCCGAUCUUCACCCAGGAAGAGUACAGGUUUGCUCUCGUUAGCGAGCUGGCUCCUAGCGGCACAGCAGUGGGGACAAUCCUAGCUGCUGCUAUCAACCAAACCAUCUUCUACUCCAUCGUGGCUGGAAAUGAACUAGGUCAUUUCGAGGUGAACAACAGGACAGGUGUCAUCUCCACAGCUAAACCUCUGGAUUAUGAAAAUGUGACCUCCUAUGUGCUCCGGGUUCAGGCGGACUCCAUGGUGGUUGUCAUGUCCAACCUGCGUGUGCCUUCAAAAACUAACACAGCAAAGGUUUUCAUCGAGGUGGAGGAUGAGAACGACCACCCGCCCGUCUUCUCCAGGAAGCUCUACAUAGGCGGCGUGACGGAGGACACAAAGAUCUUCAGCUCGGUGCUAAAGAUAGUGGCCACUGAUAAAGACACGGGGAAUUACAGUAAGAUGGCUUACCGGCUGAUUAUCCCACCCACACCAGAGGGCCAGGACAGCUUCGUCAUAGAGACUUACACGGGAAUCGUCAAGUCAGCCAUCAUGUUUCGAAACAUGCGCAGGUCCUACUUCACCUUUAGGGUUAUUGCCACGGAUGAUUAUGGAAAAGGCCUCAGCAACCGUGCUGACGUGGUGGUUUCUGUUGUCAACGCAUUGGACAUGCAGGUUGUCGUGUCCACUGUCCCUCCACAUUUAGUGGAAGAGCAUAGGGAGGAGCUCAUCAGAAUUCUGGAGCGUCACGUCCAGGACCAGAUACCAGGCGCUAAAGUGAUUGUAGAAUCCAUCGGGCCACGUCGUCAUGGUGAUGGCUUUGAACUGGAGGACUACAGCAAGUCCGACCUGAUGGUGUACGCCAUUGACCCGCUCACAAACAGAGCCAUUUCCCCCAAGGAGCUCUUCAAAUUUCUCGACGGGAAUGUUCUGGAAAUCAACAAGGAGUUCCAGCCGUACCUGGGUGAGGGCGGCCGCAUCCUCGAGAUCCGUUCUCCAGAUAUCGUUGCGAGUGUAAAGAAAGCGGCCCAGGCCGUGGGCUACACGGAGGGGGCACUCCUGGCGCUCGCCAUCAUCAUCAUCCUCUGCUGCAUCCCCGCCAUCCUCAUUGUCAUGGUCACCUACAAACAGUUCAAAGAGCGCCAGGCAGAGUGUGCCAAAACUGCCAGGAUUCAGAUGGCUUUACCACCAGGAGGGAAAGCAGCUCCUGCAGCUGCUCCCAGUGCUAACCUCUAUGAAGAGCUGGGUGACAGCAGCAUGAGGCGAGGCUACGGCAGACAGCAACUGCUGAGGCCUUCUCUUCUGAGACCUGAGGAGCUCUCCAUGGAAUCCGGUAUCGACCCGGGCCAGGACUAUUACACGCAGGACUACUACAAUUACGACCAAGGGUAUGACCUUCCUCAAUACGGCAGUCGACGGAGGCUGAUAACUCCCAUGUAUGAUGAAUACGGGGAGGUGAUCGUGGAGGAUGAUGGGUAUUUCUACAGUCCUCAUGGCCCCGAGGGCCGUGGCAGAGGCCGUGGUGGCAUGCGGGGUAGAGGUCCAGGAAAGAGGGUUGCAUUUAGGGACAUGCCGCCAGAGGAGGAAAUUGAACAAGCUGAACCAGGGAUGGAGGGCGAGCCUUCGCAGGCUGCCAAGAGACUGAAGUCUGUCAUGAAGCUCAGCAAACUCUUGGCGGCGAGCAAGGGAGGAGAAAAGCCAUCUGAUGGCGGUCCUUCUGGCCCGUCUCCGUGGAAAAAAGCCAAGAUGUUCAAGAUGUUCGGUGCCGGGAAGAAGGACAAGGAUUACGCCAAACUGAUGUCAGCUCGCAGAAUUGACAGCCAGGAGAGUCUGACUGACGGACCGGCACUGAUGGGACCUAUCGACAGCAAGUCAGAUACCCGCAGCCGCCUUGGCAAAGUUUUGAAGAAGAUCAACUUGGGCAAAAAGUUGCAGAUGCGGAGGAAGUCGCAGAGCAGCGUGAGUCGAAGCUCGGCCACAGGCAGCGAGAGAGACGAAGAGGCCUCACAAGUAGCGAGCGAGGAUGAAACGAAGUCUAAAGUGUCCAUUAGUGUGACAGAAAGUGAGCCAGAAGCAGGCACAAGUGGAAGCAGUAAGGAGAAAGGCUCUGAUGAGGAAUCAUCAGAGAAAAGCAGCAUUGACAGAGAUUAUCUGAAAGUAGAUUUAGACCGGGACGAUGCCAACGAAAGCACAGUGGACUCAGAGGAAGAGCCUGAUGAUGAGCCGGGGGAUUCUGAUGAGGAAAGCAAGUCCAAAUCCGAAGAUGAUGAAGAAGAAGAGACAGAGAAGGAAUCCGGGAGUGAGAAAGAAUCUGGGACUGAAAAAGAAUCAGAGUCAGAGAAAGAAUCAGAGUCAGAAUCAGGUACGGCGACAGAGAAGGAAACGAGCACAGAAAAGGGUUCAGGAACAGAGAGAGACUCUGAUGAAGAGUCUGAGGAAGAAGAGGCCUCAGGUAGCACUAGAGAAAGUGGCUCCUCUGCCCGCUCUUCCAUGAGAUCAUCGGCCACCGAGGCUAGUAAAGGAAGCGGCGCAUCAGGUGUGAGCAGUAGCGGAAGUGGAAGUGGAAGUGGAAGCGGGGCUAGGAGUGGGAGCGGGACAGAUAGAAGUGAAAGCAAAAGUAAGAGUGGCAGUGGGAGUGCUAGCACUGCUGGAUCCCUUUCUGGCUCAAGUGUUAAGUCAUCACAGAGAACCAGAUCAUCAGGGAGCGCUGUAACUUCAGAGAAAUCCAGUGAAGAACUUAGUGAGGCCGAAUCAGGGACAGGGACAGCCAGCGAGGCAGAGUCAGGGUCAGGGACAGAGACAGCCAGCGAGGCCAAGUCAGGGUCAGGGAAAGGGUCAGGGACAGCCAGCGAGGCAAAGUCAGGGUCAGGUUCAGGAAAUGAAGAGUCUUCAUCUCUUAGAUCCAGCCAGAAAGAAAUGUCCGGGUCAGAGUCUAUUGGUGGGUCUUCAUCAGGUAGUCAUAUGACAGAUCAGAGUUCCUUAGGAAGUGGGCAGAGUUCAGUUCGUUCCCGGUCCACCAGUGGUAGCCGGCACUCCCAAAAGUCUUCCCUAAGCCGUGGGAGAUCUGAGGAAACGAUCACUGAGGAGAGCGAAGAAGAAGAAGAAGAAUCUGAAACUGCUGACGAGAGCAAAGAGUCGUCUGGCGAGCUCAGCGAUAGCGGGUCUUCCAGGAGGUCCAGUGUGGCAUCUGGAGAUCCCGGGCCCUCUACCGCUUACACUAGUCCCCCAUUCACCUCGGAGAUCAGAAGCAUCGGGGAGACCUCUUUAGAGACAUACGGAGGACUGUCCCCGAUCACUGAGGUGGACGAGGACGCCAUCUCUUCAGACAAAUCUUUAACAAGCGUCUCUGACUCUGAGACCGGCAGUGCAACGAAGAGUUCAGGGGAAACAGAAGCGACAUCAGAUGCUGAUUCAGAGUCUGAAGGAAACUCCACCGCCUUCUAGAGAGAUGUAUAAUCCGCUGUGAAGUAAGGGUGAAUAAAAUCAAUUACCCUUGCAUGGGAGUGAAGAAAUACUGCUUCCUACUACAGAGUGUUUCAAAUGUCCAAACUUUUUUUCUCAUUCACCCUCAGCAAGACAAAAACUCUGAUUCUCUGCUGCAGGAAACCACCAGAGUUUUUUUGCCCUUUUCUUACAUCUUUGACUUCUUCUUCUCUCUGAUGUGUUCUGUGGUCGAAUGCAUUUACUUCCAGUGCAAGACCUUUGCUCUUUUGUCUGCUUUGCUGUGAGAGUUUAUAUACUAUCUGUCUGGACUGAAUAUUUGACUGAAUACUUCACUUUCUAGGGACAUACAUAAUUACUCUUUUCCCAAAAAAUUCAAGAUUCCUCGCCAUAAAAUAUCUUCCAUGAAUACCUGAGGAUAAAAUCUGGGUUACUACUUUUGUCUAAAGAAAUUCUCUUGCUUUUA